Nipponia nippon (crested ibis) is the source of this 1437-nucleotide messenger RNA. The record is from RefSeq and is a predicted model, not a curated record. Lineage: Eukaryota; Metazoa; Chordata; Aves; Pelecaniformes; Threskiornithidae.
AUGGCGUCCCGCAUCGGCCUGCGGAUGGAGCUGAUGAAGCAGCAAGCGCAGCAGGAGGCCGAGAGGGAGCGCGUGCAGCAGCAGAUGAUGAUGAACUACAUGCAGCAGCAGCGCAUGCCGGUGGCCUCCACCCCGGCCAUCAACACCCCCGUCCCCUACCAGUCCCCACCGCCCGUGCCCGGAGAGGUCCUCAAAGUCCAGUCCUACCUGGAGAACCCCACCACGUACCACCUGCAGAAGUCACGGGACAAGAAGGUUCAGGCUUAUCUCUCCGAAACCUACGGGAACAAGUUUGCUGCCCACGUCAGCCCCGUCAGCCACUCUCCCAAGCCACCCCCCGCCGCAUCCCCCGGCAUCCGACCCAGCCACGUCAUGUCCUCCUCGGCGGGCAACAGUGCGCCCAACAGCCCCAUGGCCAUGCUCAACAUCGGCUCCAACCCCGAGCGGGAGUUCGAUGAGGUCAUUGAUGACAUCAUGCGCCUGGAUGACGUUUUGGGCUACAUCAACCCUGAAGUCCACAUGCCCAACACACUGCCGAUGUCCAGCAGUCACAUGAAUGUCUAUAGCGGGGACCCCCAGGUGACGGCCUCUCUUGUAGGUGUCACCAGCAGCUCCUGCCCUGCCGACCUCACCCAGAAGAGAGAGCUGACAGAUGCUGAGAGCCGAGCCCUGGCAAAAGAGCGCCAGAAGAAAGACAAUCACAACCUGAUUGAGAGACGGCGAAGGUUUAACAUCAACGACCGCAUCAAAGAGUUGGGGAUGCUGAUCCCCAAGGCCAACGACCUAGACGUGCGCUGGAACAAAGGGACAAUCCUGAAGGCGUCUGUGGACUACAUCAAGAGGAUGCAGAAGGACUUGCAGAGGUCACGAGACCUGGAGAACCACUCACGGCGUCUGGAGAUGACGAAUAAGCAGCUGCUGCUCCGCAUCCAGGAGCUGGAGAUGCAGGCACGCGUCCACGGGCUGCCCACCUCCUCACCCUCGGGCGUCAACGUGGCCGAGCUGGCUCAGCAGGUGGUCAAGCAAGAAGCUGGCGGGGACGAGGGGACGCUGGAGCCGCUGCUGCCACCCCCAGACCCCGAGUCACAGCCGCAGCCGGCGCUGCCUCCACCACCACAGUCUCCCUACCACCAGCUGGACUUUACCCACAGCCUGAGCUUCGACGACGGCUCCCGGGGCUUCCCGGACAGCCUGGAGCCUGGCCACAGCGCUUCCUUCCCAUCCCUAUCCAAGAAGGAGCUGGACUUGAUGCUGAUGCAGGACACCAUGCUGCCUCUGGCCUCCGACCCCUUGUUCUCGGCCAUGUCCCCGGAGGCCUCCAAGGCCAGCAGUCGCCGGAGCAGCUUCAGCAUGGAGGAUACAGACAUGCUGUGACGAGGAGCUGCUCCGAUGCUGGGGGCGAAGACUGGACCUUCAAGUUUGGUUAGUGAAGUUACA